Messenger RNA from Solea senegalensis (Senegalese sole), 2224 nucleotides. Its product is annotated as N-acetyllactosaminide beta-1,3-N-acetylglucosaminyltransferase 3-like. Gene Ontology annotation, cellular component: membrane. NCBI's taxonomy places the organism in Eukaryota, Metazoa, Chordata, Actinopteri, Pleuronectiformes, Soleidae. The coding region runs from base 661 to 1839 and encodes 392 amino acids. The record is from RefSeq and is a predicted model, not a curated record. The transcript is spliced from 2 exons. Gene Ontology annotation, molecular function: hexosyltransferase activity.
GAUUUCAAACAAUUUUGAUGAAUUUUUACUUCAAAUCAUUUUCAAUAACUUUGAUACUGUACAUUGUACAGUCACCAAAAUCAACGCAUACCAGACAGGGUAUGUUCUUGUGCAUAUGCCCCAAGAAGGCCUCUGGUCUGGGCAGCACGCAUGGGUCCUGCUGAAAUUAUACAGUGAAGAGAUGGCAGAAGCCUGGUGCCCCAAUCCAUUACAGCUUUAACUCCUUUAAAUCCUGCUGCAAGGUUACCUGUAACUACUGACCUUUUAACUAGAAUUUUGCUCAAAUGCAUUGACAAACCCAUUAUCAGUCUAUAAAAGUAUUUUUGUCUCUAUCCAGUUCUGUGUGGUUGUUGGUGUAAUAUUCUGUAAGUACAGAUAAUGUAGUCCCACCAAUGGUGCACCUGUUGGCACCAAACAUAACAGCACCCUUUCUGCAUGUGAUACAGGAGCAAUUCCAUCGUCAUCUUCACAUUCUGUUUCUCUCUGUCUCCUUGGUUCUAAGUAGGCUGCGACGGUUCCUUCUUAGCAGGUGACCCUCCUCAUUCCUUACUUCAUAUGAUCUCGAUCCAACCUCCUGGAGAACUUUUCAGUUCCAAGCAUCCUGGUCUUGGAUACGCACCACAUCAUAUUUGCCUGUGGAUGCUGUGGACUUGAAGUGACAUGGUGAAAUCCAUAUUGUCUUGCAAACUAGAUUCAAGGAUGAAGAGAUUCAGAUGUAGAACUUUCUGGCUGGCAGUCAGUCUUGGUGUGUUGGUCCUCAAUCUCCGAAGGAAUUAUAGUGACCAAACAAAGAACCUUCACAAAUCGGACCACAUAAACAAACGCAUUUAUGAUGUUGAGAGACAAGAACAGGACAGUCAAAUUAGACAAGAACUCCCAAGCCAUUAUGUCUUCCCCUGGCCAAAAUGUCAAGAAAAUACAUCUGCUGCGAACGUCACAGAUUUCAGCUCUCUUCCUAGUCGUAUAAAAGACUUUCUGUACUAUCGACACUGUCGGCAUUUCCCCAUGCUACUGGAUGUUCCAGACAAAUGUAGAGGAGCGGAUAAAUCUGCAGAUGUCUUCCUCCUUCUGGUCAUUAAGAGCUCCCCCGGAAACUACGAACGCAGAGAGGUACUGCGCAAAACCUGGGCUAAAGAGAGGCUACACAAUGGUAAGAAGAUUCACAGGGUCUUCAUCUCAGGAACAACUGAUACUGGUUUUGAAAAACUGAGACAGAACAAACUACUUGAAAUGGAGCAUCGUGAGUACAAUGACAUUCUCCAAUGGGACUUUGUGGACACAUUCCUCAACCUCACACUGAAGCAGAUACUCUUCCUCGAAUGGAUGGAGAGGAACUGUCCAAAUGCUCGCUUCUUGCUGAACGGUGAUGAUGAUGUAUUUGCCAACACAGACAACAUGGUGGAGUAUCUCCAAAGCCUCAAGGACAAUGAUGGAGGCAAACACCUCUUUGCCGGCUCUUUAAUGAGUGGUGACCCCAUCAGAAACCCAAAUAGCAAAUAUUAUGUUCCUGUUCAAGUCGAGAUAAAUUCAUUCCCCAUUUAUUGUAGUGGUGGGGGCUUCCUCCUGUCUGGCUAUACAGCUAUGGUCAUAUACAAGAUGUCUCAGUCCAUUCCCAUUCUUCCCAUUGAUGAUGUUUACAUGGGGAUGUGCCUGGCCAAAGCAGGACUUAAGCCUUCUAACCAUAUAGGUGUGAAGACAUUUGGAGUAAAUAUUCCCUCAACUAAAUUGGAUCAAUAUGAUCCUUGCUAUUAUAAAGACAUGUUAUUGGUGCACAGAUUCCUUCCACAAGCCACAUUUCUUAUGUGGCAACGAAUACAUGACUCCAACUUGAAAUGUUAAUAUUUCAGUGUUUAGUAGCAUGAGGUUGUAGUGGUGGCAGUAUGCUGUACACAGUUCAUCAACUCUAGGGUUGGUAUCAGGUCAGAGGCAAUUUCUUUCUUUAUGCAAGCUAAGUUAUCUUAGCAUUAUAAAAUUAUCGUCUUAAUUCAAUUCACACUUAGUUGACAAUGACACCUGAUCCUGAUUCAGUGUUCAUUAUGUUCUUUUAUUUCAAUGGCACAUCAAGAUGUUGCAUAUUUGCAUCGUGCACUUGCUCUUGAGACGUGUAUAAUGGUCUAACGUCUGUUGGUAUUACUAAAUCAUGAAACACUACAUUCUAACAGUCAGUCAGUCAUCAUCUAACCGCUUUAUCCUCCACCAGAGGGUCGUGGGGGGUGCUGUGCCA